AUGACUCCAUUUCUUCUUCUCCUCUCCUGUUUUCUCCUCUGCGCUGCAACCGCCACUUCAAACAUUCCCAAGCAUCAUGUGGUGUACAUGGGAAGUUCGUUAUCAGAUGGAAAUAGAAGAGAGGCUGAAUCUGCAGAAUCAGCUUAUUUGGAAAUGCUGUCAUCCAUCAUUCCAAGCCAUCAGAGAGAAAGAACAUCUAUAAUUCACAAGUAUAAUCAUGCUUUUAGAGGAUUCUCUGCCAUGCUUACAGAGAGUGAAGCUUCUGCUCUGUCAGGGCAUGCCGAUGUCGUCUCCAUCUUCCCAGAUUCAAUACUUGAACUACACACAACACGUUCUUGGGAUUUCAUACAAGAGGCUGGGGCAGAACCAGGCGGAGUCUCAUAUCAUCCACGCCCAACAACCACUAGUGAUGACGUUAUUAUUGGAGUGAUAGACACAGGUAUAUGGCCGGAGUCUCCAAGUUUCAAUGACGAGGGAAUUGGUGCAGUCCCUUCAAGAUGGAAAGGGGUAUGUAUGGAGGGUCCCGACUUCAAGAAAUCUAACUGUAACAGAAAAUUGAUAGGUGCAAGAUACUACAAUGUAGAAAUGACAAGGAUUGGUAACCAGAGCCAUUUAGCUGCACCAAAUGGCUCACCAAGAGAUUCUGUUGGCCAUGGUACUCACACUACAUCCACAGCUGCGGGUGCACGAGUUCCCGAUGCUAGUUACUAUGGCUUGGCACAAGGUACAUCAAAGGGAGGCUUGCCAUCAGCUAGGAUUGCAUGCUACAAGGCAUGCUCAGAUGUUGGUUGUUCUGGUGCCACCAUAUUGAAGGCCAUUGAUGAUGCAAUUAGAGAUGGAGUAGACAUGAUAUCUAUUUCCAUUGGGUUGAGCUCACUAUUUCAACCUGACUAUUUAAACGAUCCCAUAGCCAUCGGAGCAUUUCAUGCUGAACAAAUGGGAGUCAUGGUCAUUUGCUCUGGAGGAAAUGAUGGUCCUGAUCCUUACACUGUUGUUAACACAGCGCCGUGGAUCUUCACUGUUGCAGCUUCUAACAUUGAUAGGGAUUUCCAAUCUUCUGUAGUCCUUGGUAAUGGGAGAACUUUCACGGGUUCAGCUAUUAAUUUCUCCAAUCUUACUCGCUCGAGGACGUAUCCUCUUGUGUUUGGAAAGGAUGCUGCUGCUAAUUUUACACCUGUAUCAGAAGCAAGCAAUUGCUAUCCAGGAUCAUUUGAUCCAAAAAAGGUAGCUGGAAAGAUUGUUGUGUGUGUUGCUGAUGAUCAAACUGUUUCAAGAAAAAUCAAGAAAUUAGUUGUAGAUGAUGCUAAAGCCAAAGGGUUGAUUUUGAUCGAUGAGGAAGAGAAAACUGUGCCUUUUGAUUCAGGCGUUUUCCCAUUUGUAAACGUUGGAGAUGCUGUAGGGUCUCAGAUUCUCAAUUACAUUAACUCUACCAAAAACCCUAGAGCGACAAUCCUCCCUACAGUUGACGUUCACAGGUACAGACCUGCACCAACAGUCGCGUAUUUUUCAUCCAGAGGUCCCGCACAGCUCACAGAAAAUAUUCUCAAGCCUGAUAUAAUGGCUCCGGGAGUGGCCAUUUUAGCUGCCAUCUGUCCCAAGAAUGAACCAGGGAGUGUCCCAGAUGGAGAAAAGCCAUCCAAGUUUUCCAUAAAGUCUGGAACAUCUAUGGCUUGUCCACAUGUAACAGGUGCUGCUGCAUUCAUCAAGUCAGUGCAUCGUGGAUGGACAUCUUCCAUGAUCAAAUCAGCACUUAUGACAACAGCAACCAUGUACAACAACAUGAAAAAGCCUUUGAUAAACAGCACUAACAACUAUGCAAAUCCACAUGAGGUGGGGGUUGGAGAGAUAAACCCAAUUAAGGCUCUUAACCCAGGACUAGUUUUUGAAACCAUAACAGAAAAUUAUCUCGAGUUCCUUUGUUAUUAUGGCUACAAGGAGAAGGAUAUAAGAUUAAUGUCAAACACAAAGUUCAACUGCCCGAAAGUCUCCACUGAAAAACUCAUCUCAAAUAUCAACUACCCUUCGAUCUCUGUUAGUAAACUUAACCGGCACCAGCCAGUUAUGACAAUUAAAAGAACUGCAACCAAUGUUGGAGCCCCCAAUUCUACAUAUAUUGCAAAGGUGAAUGCUCCUGUAGGCUUAGUAGUCAAGGUUCUACCAGAGAAGAUAGUUUUUGCUGAAGGUGUGAGGAAGGUGUCUUUCCAAGUCUCAUUUUAUGGCAAGGAGGCUCCUACUGGCUACAGUUUUGGGUCAAUAACAUGGUUUGAUGGUCGACAUUCUGUUAAUACUGUGUUUAGUGUGAAUGUAGAAUAA
This is a messenger RNA of Fragaria vesca subsp. vesca, 2313 nucleotides long. Its product is annotated as subtilisin-like protease-like. The record is from RefSeq and is a predicted model, not a curated record. Gene Ontology annotation, biological process: proteolysis. Lineage: Eukaryota; Viridiplantae; Streptophyta; Magnoliopsida; Rosales; Rosaceae. Gene Ontology annotation, molecular function: serine-type endopeptidase activity. The transcript has 11 exons. Bases 1 to 2313 code for a protein of 770 amino acids.